AUGGCGUUGCAAGUUGGAAAGUCCAAUUCAUUCACGACACUCCUCAAGGAAGGAUAUAAGGACCUCGUUUGGGCCGCACGGUAUGUUCAUCCGCUUCAUCGUGCAGGAAUGAACAAACUUAUCGUCAAUCAGCUGGAAAAGCUUUUCGUUACCAAUGAUGCAGCGACAAUUAUCAGAGAGCUUGAUGUUGUGCAUCCAGCAGCCAAGCUGUUGGUCAUGGCGUCGCAACAGCAAGAACAAGAGGUAGGGUUCAUCCUGACGACUAGAAUGGCGACCAAACCAAUUUUGUUCUUGUCUUUGCUGGCCGAAGAGCUGAUUUCAAUUGGAAUUCAUCCAAGCGACAUUAUCGAUGGAUAUGAGAGGGCAUUUGAAUUGGCUUCUUUGCACAUGAAAGGUAAUCAUCUCACACAAAAACUUUACAUUGCAGAACUUGUCAUUCAAACUAUUUCGACCUUCACAAAGCAGGAUUUAAUUUUUGCAAUUAAAUCUUCCGUUUCUAGCAAGCAGGAUUUGCUCUCCGGACUCAUUGCUGACGCAUGCGUUACCAUUAUGCCGUCGAAGAAUCCGAAAAGCUUCAAUGUAGACUCGAUUAGGGUUGUUAAAGUGAUGGGAGGCUCCAUUGCAGAUUCUACACUGGUCCAUGGCAUGGUUUUCAACAGAGAGCCAGAAAGUCGCCUUAAACGAGCCACAAAUGCCAAAGUAGCCAUAUUUUCGUGUCCGCUUGACAUUGGGAGGACAGAGACAAAAGGCACUGUUCUUCUUCGCAAUGCCUCCGAGCUGAUCUCCUUCAGCUCUGGAGAAGAAAAGCUUGUCGAGGCCCAAGUCAAAGAAAUUUCGGACAGCGGAGUAAAAGUGAUCGUUACUGGCGGAACAAUUGGCGACAUCACACUUCACUUUAUCAAUCAAUAUGGACUUAUUGCCUUCAGAAUUGCCUCAAAGUUUGACCUUCAAAGACUAUGUCGCGCCACUGGGGCUACCGCCCUUGCCAGACUUGGUGCCCCUAUGGCCGAGGAGAUGGGAUAUUGCGACCUGGUUGAAACGAUUGAAAUUGGCUCCGAUUUAUGCACAAUUUUCAAGAGCGGUAUGGAAUCCUCUUUUACUAAGCUUUUAGAUUCCACCUCCAGGAUCGCUUCGAUAGUUCUAAGAGGGUCCACACUGAAUUUCUUGGAUGACGUGGAACGAGCCAUUGAUGAUGGUGUAAAUGUUGUAAAAUCGCUUACCAAGGAUGGCCGGUUGCUACCUGGUGCAGGGGCAACCGAGAUGGCUCUCUCCAUAUAUUUGCAAAACAUGGCAGUAGCCAUUCCAGGUCUCACUCAAUAUGGCAUCAAAAAGUUUGGCCAGGCCCUGGAGGCGAUCCCCAAAAUCCUUUGCGAAAAUAGCGGGCUUGACCAUUUGCAGAUUCUCGCGCAGCUUUCCGCUGCCCAUGAGGCAGGUCAGCGAUCCAUCGGUGUAGAUGUGGAAUCGCUUGGACAGCAAAAUGGCACCCUAGAUGUGCUUGAUGCCCAGAUCAUGGAUCUUUAUGCAACAAAGGCAUCUGCAUUGCAUCUUGCGGUCGAUGCUGCGCUUUCAAUUCUGCGUAUAGACUCCAUUGUGAUGAGCAAGCCCGCGGGGGGUCCAAAGCCAAAGGCCGCCGGCCCCAUCGAUGCCGACGAAUGA
This is a messenger RNA of Mitosporidium daphniae, 1656 nucleotides long. RefSeq names its product theta subunit of T-complex protein 1. NCBI's taxonomy places the organism in Eukaryota, Fungi, Microsporidia. Gene Ontology annotation, biological process: protein folding. The transcript has 6 exons. The record is from RefSeq and is a predicted model, not a curated record. Gene Ontology annotation, cellular component: chaperonin-containing T-complex. Bases 1 to 1656 code for a protein of 551 amino acids. Gene Ontology annotation, molecular function: ATP hydrolysis activity; ATP binding; ATP-dependent protein folding chaperone.